This is a messenger RNA of Ostrinia nubilalis (European corn borer), 1055 nucleotides long. Its product is annotated as brachyurin-like. Lineage: Eukaryota; Metazoa; Arthropoda; Insecta; Lepidoptera; Crambidae. Gene Ontology annotation, molecular function: serine-type endopeptidase activity. Gene Ontology annotation, biological process: proteolysis. The record is from RefSeq and is a predicted model, not a curated record. The transcript has 5 exons. The coding region runs from base 29 to 919 and encodes 296 amino acids.
UGGCAAAUCAUUGGUGACUGUAGUCGAAAUGCGUCUUAUUUUGGUUGUCGUUGUCGCAUUGGUUGUUUCUGCUUCUGCCUUCGUGGAAGUGUUUGGUCCUCGGGGGUACCAUGAGGAGAUUGGGAUCCCUCUGGCUACGGCCUUGAAGGAGGCUGAGGAGCAGAUGAUAGCGAGCAUGGCGCGGCAAAACUUCGACAACAGGGUCGUAGGCGGAGUCAUCGCGCCCGCUAACUCCCACCCCUAUUUGGGUGGCUUGCUGAUCAACUUCGUCAACAUCGCCGGUACAUCAGUAUGUGGCUCCUCCCUGCUGUCCCCCACCCGGCUGGUGACCGCCGCCCACUGCUGGUUCGACGGGAGCAACCAGGCCAGCAUGUUUACCGUCGUCCUGGGCACCCAGAUGCUGUGGGCGGGAGGCCAGCGCAUCACGACUUCCAACGUCAUCAUGCACCCUCAGUGGAACCCGUGGAACUUGUCUAAUGAUGUUGCCAUGAUCUAUCUGCCCUUCGGAGUCACGUUCACAACGACCAUCCAGCCAAUCGCAUUGCCGAACAACUGGGAGCUGUCCCAGACCUUUGUCGGGGAGUGGGCGGUGGCCGCAGGAUACGGCAAGACCAGUGACAGUCAGGUGGGCGCAUCCGCGGUGGUCAGCCACGUCAGCCUGCAGGUGAUCACGGUGCAGGCGUGCCGUAACGUUUUCGGAUCCACCUUCGUCUUCGAUAGCACCCUCUGCACCAGCGGCGCUGGUUUCGUCGGCGUCUGUGGUGGAGACUCCGGUGGACCUCUGUUCGUGGAGAGGAGCGGGCAGAAACUUUUGAUCGGCAUCAGCUCGUUCGUAGCUGCCAACAACUGCCAGGGCGGUCACCCAUCCGCUUUCGCGCGCGUCACCAGCUUCAUCAACUUCAUACGUCAGCACAUGUAGUAAUAGAACAAGAGAAGUUAAAAGAUAUCCCAAAACCACCUCUAUGUUUUGUAGACAUCUGACAAAAUAUCCACCUGUAUUGAAAAUUGUAAAUAUAAGUUAGGCCAAUAAUAAAUUAUACGUUUUUGUUUUGAAA